UCAAAAAUGUAAAUAAACAUUGUCCGAUUCAGGAUUAUAAUAUUUCGUUCUCAAAUUAUAAACAUUGGCUGUGCAUUACGGUGUUUAUAUUAGUUAAGAUAUAAUCAAUAGAUUCAAAAAGUUGUCUUUAGAAAAUUGUAAUGAAAUCUCCACAUGUUAUCGUCUCUCUGGCAUUUUCCUUCGCCGUGAUCGUGCCAACAAGCUUCGAAGCAGAGGUUGAUUGUUCCGAUUUGCGGAUGGGACAGUAUUUAUGCCCAGAUCCUAGUACCCGGCACAUAGACCCGAAAACUCAACAGCUGAAAGGGUGCACCAAGGAGAACAAAGCACGCGUAUGGUGCAUCGCAGUGGAAGGCAUUGUGUGCAGUGAGACCAAAAAUUCCAGCUUCACCCGGGAGAUGCCUUGCAAGUGGACGAAUGGUUACCACUUUGAUACGGCUUUGCUUCUUUCCGUGUUCCUUGGUAUGUUCGGUGCUGACCGGUUUUACCUAGGUUAUCCGGCUAUUGGCCUGCUCAAGUUCUGCACUCUAGGUUUCAUGUUUCUUGGUCAGCUAGUAGAUGUUAUACUAAUAGCAACGCAGAUGGUCGGACCAGCGGAUGGUUCGGCUUACGUAAUUCCGUACUACGGACCAGGAAUUACAGUAGUGCGGAGUGAUAAUUGGACCUAUCGGUUGCCACAGGACAAUUGGUGAUUCCUAGUCUGCAGUUACAACAGAAGUAGAAUAAAGAAUCUGUUUGUCAGAGUGA
This is a messenger RNA of Wyeomyia smithii (pitcher-plant mosquito), 744 nucleotides long. RefSeq names its product TM2 domain-containing protein CG10795 (gene bisc). NCBI's taxonomy places the organism in Eukaryota, Metazoa, Arthropoda, Insecta, Diptera, Culicidae. The transcript has 2 exons. The record is from RefSeq and is a predicted model, not a curated record. The coding region runs from base 141 to 689 and encodes 182 amino acids.